Messenger RNA from Mizuhopecten yessoensis (Yesso scallop), 1023 nucleotides. Its product is annotated as mucin-3A-like. NCBI's taxonomy places the organism in Eukaryota, Metazoa, Mollusca, Bivalvia, Pectinida, Pectinidae. The record is from RefSeq and is a predicted model, not a curated record. Bases 67 to 1023 code for a protein of 318 amino acids. The transcript has 3 exons.
AAAUACUUACUUUGGGAGCACGUGCGUAAGGGGUUGGUCAUAAAACGUACUUACUUCAUCAGAAAGAUGGCAGGAUACAAACUAACUGUUGUUACACUUAUAAUACACACUGCAGGAUUUGUGAUCACAGGAAUAGCCGCACAGAGCUAUGACCCAACUUCAUCGACAUUUGACACAACUAGCGAGCCUCUGCCGACAGAAACACAAGAUUCGGGAGGAACAACACUUGACGCCAUUACGACCGAGAUACCAACAAACAUAACUAUCCACACCACAGCCUCUACUGACACGUCUUUAUAUUCAGAAAGUUCAACAAACGAUUAUACCGGUGAAACAAUGUCUCCAUUUACGGAUUCAUCAAUGCCUACAGGUGCUGAUCCGUCAAUGCCUACAGGAGCUACUGAUGGCUAUACUGGUCAAACAAUGCCUCCAUUUACGGAUUCAUCAAUGCCUACAGGUGGAUAUACUUCAAUGCCUUCAGGAGCUACUGAUGACUAUACUGGUCAAACAAUGUCUCCAUUUACGGAUUCAUCAAUGCCUACAGGUGGAUAUCCGUCAAUGCCUCCAGGAGCCACUGAUGGCUAUACUGGUUACGGAUUCAUCAAUGCCUACAGGUCGAUAUCCGUCAAUGCCUACAGGAGCCACUGGUGGAUAUACAUCACUGCCUCGUCAAUGCCUACAGGAGCUACUGAUGGUUAUACAGGUGAAACAAUGUAUCCAUUUACGGAUUCAUCAAUGCCUACAGGUGGAUAUCAAUCAAUGCCUACAGGAGCCUCUGAUGACUAUACUGGUGAAACAAUGUCGCCAUUGACGGAUUCAUUAAUGCCUACAGGUGCUGAUCCGUCAAUGCCUACAGGAGCCACUGGUGACUAUACAGUUGAAACAAUGUCUCCAUUUACGGAUUUAUCAAUGCGUACAGGUGGAUAUCCGUCAAUGCCUCCAGGAGCCACUGAUGGCUAUACUGGUUACGGAUUCAUCAAUGCCUACAGGUGGAUAUCCGUCAAUUCCUACAGGAGCCACUGA